Triticum dicoccoides is the source of this 792-nucleotide messenger RNA. RefSeq lists its product as uncharacterized. The coding region runs from base 1 to 792 and encodes 263 amino acids. The transcript has 4 exons. Lineage: Eukaryota; Viridiplantae; Streptophyta; Magnoliopsida; Poales; Poaceae. The record is from RefSeq and is a predicted model, not a curated record.
AUGGACAGCGCGGAGAUGAAGAUGGUUAUCCUGGGGCAAGAACAAACAUUCAGACAACAGGUUCAUGAGAUGCACCGAGUUUACCAUGCUCAGAAACAGUUGACGAGGGAGAUGCAGAUAGCUGGGCUAACGAAACCUAAACUCGAGGUCUGGCGCGAGGACAAGGCCACCAACCGUCAGCAACUCUGUAGCUUCUCAAACAGCUGCAUCCCUGCCUCUGCUGCAGAAGAACGCAACCUUGCGCUCACUCUAGCAACCGGGAGCAGCAGAAGCCAUAGAGGCAAGCAAGUGUGCAAGUCCUCAAACUCAGACUCCGGGAUGGCGGUGUCGUCAAUAUCGACCGAAUCUGAUCUAGCUCAGUUCAAGGAGUUUGACACGAGGGCAGUGAGGUUUCGGACUGAGAGAAAAAGGUUGCACCAGCCUGUUCAUGAGAUGCACCGAGUUUACCAUGUUCAGAAACAAGUGAUGAGGGAGAUGCAGAUAGCUGGGCUGAACCAGGCUCACACUGAGAGGAAACAUAAACUCGAGGUCUCGCGCGACGGCAAGGCUACCGACCGUCAGCAACUCUACAACUGCACCCCUGCCUCUGCAACAAAAUGCAACCUUGAGCUCACCCUAGCAACCGAGAGCAGCAGAAGCCACAAGGGCAAGCAAGUGGGCAAGUCCUCAAACUCAGACCCCGGGAUGGCGGUGUCGUCAACAUCGACCGAACCUGAUCUGGCUCAGCUCAGGGAGUUUGACACGAGGGCAAUGAGGUUUCAGACUGAGAGCAAAAGUUGCACCAGCCUGUGA